Truncatella angustata is the source of this 1017-nucleotide messenger RNA. Its product is annotated as monooxygenase. The transcript is spliced from 3 exons. Lineage: Eukaryota; Fungi; Ascomycota; Sordariomycetes; Amphisphaeriales; Sporocadaceae. The coding region runs from base 1 to 1017 and encodes 338 amino acids. The record is from RefSeq and is a predicted model, not a curated record. Gene Ontology annotation, molecular function: oxidoreductase activity.
AUGCUUCCUCGCUCGUUUCUCACCGUCUUUGCCCUCGCAGCAGAGGCUGCCGUCAUUGCUAUACCCCGUGCGGAUACUGCAUGCAUCAACGCGUCCGUCCGCAAGGAGUGGCGUGAGCUGGAUGAUGCCGAGAAGGCCGAGUACCUCCGCGCUGCUGUGUGUGUGCGGGGGCUGCCCAAGGCUAAGUACGCCGACAUCGAGGCCGUCACCACGCGCAUGGACGACCUAGUCUAUACCCACUUUACACUCAAUACGGACAUCCACUUCGUGGCCAACUUCCUUCCAUGGCACCGCUGGUUCGUGCAACUGCACGAGGACCUGCUGCGCACCGAAUGUGGCUUUACCGGUGUCCAGCCAUACUGGGAUUGGAGUAUUGACGCUGACGCCGAGAACACACCCAACUCUCCCAUCUUCGACUCUGUCACCGGCUUCGGCGGCGACGGCAAGCACACCGGAAGCGACGUGCCUGGCUUCCAGCGUUGCGUGGUCGAUGGCCCCUUCGCCAACACGAAUCUGACACUGGCCAUGGGCUGGCCUAACAUGAACGACCACGGCGAUCGCCUGCACUGCUUCACUCGCGAGUUUAACGGUGGUCUGGGCAACGACGAGAAUGGCGAACCCAUCAUCGGCGACAUGCAGGCCGGGGCGUACAACUCCAAGGUCAUGAACACCAUCUACGGCUUCGACACCUAUGCCCAAAUGUCCUCAAUGCUCGAGGGAUUGCCGCAUGCGCAGAUUCACAGCAUUAUCUUCGGCGAUAUGGGUCCGGCCACGUCGCCUAAUGAGCCCCUCUUUUUCCUUCACCAUGCCAACGUUGACCGUGCCUGGGCCAAGUGGCAAGGCCGUAACGCUACCCGCUUGGCUGAUUACACGGGCUAUAAAGACACCGACAAGACAGUCCCAGCCUCGAUCACCGAUGCAAUGCCCGUGCUAGAGCUUGGGAAUACCCUGCCAGUUGUCCAGGAUUAUAUGGACACUCAAGCCGGCCCUCUUUGCUACACAUACUCGUCCAUGUGA